Molecule: messenger RNA, 6411 nt
Organism: Betta splendens (Siamese fighting fish)
Lineage: Eukaryota; Metazoa; Chordata; Actinopteri; Anabantiformes; Osphronemidae
Gene: sh2b3
Product: SH2B adaptor protein 3
Exons: 8
Coding region: 1166-3358 (730 amino acids)
Biological process (GO): intracellular signal transduction
Cellular component (GO): plasma membrane
Molecular function (GO): transmembrane receptor protein tyrosine kinase adaptor activity
Source: RefSeq, a predicted model, not a curated record
UGUGUUGCCACGUUAAUGUUUAAACCGUGUGAGCUGGGUUACAACCACGCACGUAACGGCUCCGUGUUGUUCUGUGUUUGUCACACCAGGCGUCGCUGUGUAACAAUUGUACACUGACUCCUUUAACCUUUCAGUUCAGAGAAGUUAUUAAGUUACUUUAGCAGGAAAGCUUAAAUACUUAUCACCACCUAACCACUUAUAGUGAAUGCUAUAGUAGAAUGCGUCAUAAAGUUGCUGCAUACAAGACGUGGUACUUUAAGUUUAAUGAGUUCAAGUAAAGUUUAAAAUACCAAUAGUUUAAAACGAGAUAUCGGCAAAUACACAAAGAACGUUAGUGAACCACGUGUUCGCUCACUUAUGAGACGUAUUGACUGUGUUGGAGUUUGUAUCUGGUACAUACUGUACUUCUCCAAGGGGACGUCUAACUUCCUGUUUGGUAAUUUCAAAGUAAAUGUGCACGGUUAAUGUCGAUGUUACUCUACACACUUUGCUCGGUAUUAAUUGAAUUGCACUUGUCUAAUCUAACUUUGUCUAAUGCGAUAUUUAUGAUCGGAAGUUUAGGAACUGUAAUGUUAAAUGUUUGGCAACACUGUUGUAAAUAUUUUAAAAAGUGUCUACGUUUAUUUUAUUUAUAUUAUAGUAUUUGAAACACGUCUAGAGAUGACGUAAUGUUACGUCUAAGGAUCACUUAUUGUUAACUGUUAUGUUUUAUACGUAUUAACAUGUUUCGUCUGUGUUGUUUAUUUUGAAGUAUUUUUUGUGGUUUCUCGUCUUAUUUUGAAAUAACACCCCGGAAGCGUUGAUUUCAUUUUCCUCCAACUUUACCCGCUGGACCGCGGCACUUUUUUUUUGACAGCGGAAAUGAGGAGUCGCCGCUUUUCCGUGUCAAGUUCGUGGCUGAAAGUUUUCUUUCCUUUUUUUUCUUUGCAGAGGAACCGUCGCGUGCACUUACGAUGCGAGAGAAAGCGACGGACGUCCCAGCGUGCGGCCUCUCCUCUCCCGUCCACUCCCCGCUGCCGCUCGCCGACGCCGCGUUGACUCACUUUAGACGCUUCUCGACACAUUUCCGUUAUGCAAAGUCCAACUUGUUGGUUCGUCGUCGCGCUGCGGAGGGUGCCCGUGCGAGAUAACGGAGAACUGAUUCUCUGUCAGUUUGGUUACUGCAAUGAAUGGUAACACUAUCCAUCCAGCCAACACCACCACAACCGCGGGGGGAGGCCCAGCCGUGGCAGCGCCCCCGAGAGGCUGGAGGGAGUUCUGCGAGCUGCACGCAAUCGCUACCGCCCGGGAGCUGGCCGGACACUACCGGAGCUUCGCCAGGGAACGACAUGACGUGCUCCCACCAGAGACCUUUUCCAAGCAGUUCACUGACCUUUUCCAGCAGCACUUCAGCUGUGAGGUCAACAAAGAUGGCUGCCCCCUCAGCCCCAACACGUGCUCCCCUGCUACGAGCAACGCUUCGCCCCCGCCUCCGACGCAGACCGUGAUCGGCCGGGUGCGGACCGCGCCCUUGUCCGGGGUGCAGGACUACCGGGAGGCGGGCCGGCCCGCCGGGGGACCCGCCCUCUUUUCGGUGGUGUCGCCGAAGGUGGAGACGGUGGUGGUGCACCGAGAACAGGAGCAGCCGCUGCGCUGUGCUGCAGCGAACCCGGUGGCGCCGAGGGGCUCGACCCGCAGCGCCAGCGGCUCACUGCGCCUUCGUAGCCACAGCAGCGAGGAGAUCUCCGACGGCAGCCGUCGCCGGGCUUCGGAGCGGUACUCCUCGGACUCGUCGGCCUCCAACCCCGCGCACACCGACGUCACGCACUUCCCUGUCCGUCACAUCCAGCAGACUGUAAGACGGAUUUUCAAAAGACGCCCCCUCUCCACCCCCCCCUCAUCCCAGGACCUGUCUCCCAGCAGCAACCCCUCCAACAACAAUCCCGCAAAUAAUGCUGACAGAGUGAGUGGGAUUUCCUCCACAAAUGAGGAUGUGUCAUCCUCCUCCUCCUCGUCCUCCUCGUCUUGUCCGAACUCUGAAGCCACGCCCGCGGCCUCCUCACAUCGGUCUGUGGCUCGAGUAGCCUCUCAACUCCUGGACAGUUUCCGGUGGCUCCGCAGCAGGAGCAUGAGGCAGAGGAGGCAGGAGUUGAGCGGCUGCUGCUGUAAAGAGGGUCACCUGAGGUACUUGAUGGUGGACGACACUAUCUCUGACUCUCAGCCACGCUGGCAACGCUGCCGCCUGCUGGUCAGGAGGAUCAGAGACGCUCAGGGUGGAGGCAGAGGAGGAGGGGAGACGUACCAGCUGGAGCUCUACGAUCCUCCAAAGGCCUCCAGCCCUAAACUGACAACUCACUGCUCGGAUAUCCAAGAAGUUCGCCGCUGUAACGUAUUGGAGAUGCCCGACAACUUAAACACUUUUGUUUUAAAGGUUAAUCGAGGUAGUCUGAUAUUUGAGACGGACAACGACCAGCAGGUCAGCUCUUGGACGACAGAGCUGAAGGAAUGUAUCAGCAACAGGUCGAGCAGUGUGGAACUGGAGCCUCUCCCCUCGCCGGCUGACGGCUCUGAACCAGCCAGCACACACGGAGGAAGCGCAGACUCGGCGAGUCAGAGCCCCGCCCCCUUCCCCCUACUGAAGCAGGCUGUCCAGAAAACGGAUCACUUCCUGUUCUCCUACCCGUGGUUCCACGGGCCCAUCUCCCGGGUCAAGGCGGCACACCUGGUUCAGAGCUCCGGCCCAGGGGGCCACGGGGUGUUUCUGGUCCGGCAGAGUGAGACGCGCAGGGGCGACUACGUCCUCACGUUCAACUACCAGGGGAAAGCAAAGCACUUGCGCCUCUCUCUAACAGAAUGGGGUCAGUGCAGGGUGCAGCACCUGCGCUUCCCCUCUGUGAUGGACAUGCUCAGCCACUUCCGCCUUUUCCCCAUCCCCUUGGAGUGCGGAGCCGCCGGCGCCGUCACGCUGUCCAGCUUCGUCGUGGCUGGGUCCAGCCUUCCAUCACAGGGUCAGCUCUCGAACACCGUCCUGGUCCCCUUCUCCCUCCACCGGUGGAACUCGGAGCCCAGCUUGGCUCACUGCAGCCUGCCUCACGCCUCCAGCCAGCCCCCGUCCUCCAGCUCCACCACCAGCUCCGCGUCCACCCCCAGCUCCAGCUCCCAGCCGGGGGGCCACCCGUUCGCCCGCACCAACCCCCCCUCAGACCCUCCCCCGCCCGUGCCCCCUCCUCUGCGCCGCAGUGAAUCCGUAGGGCGGAGGCCCCUGCUCCGCCACACCAGCGCCCACGCUCCCAUCAUCCCUCAGCGGGAUUCGGACUACGAGCUGGAGCCCGAGCGCGGCCGCAUGCGGGCGAUAGACAACCAGUACAUGUUGCUCUGACCCACUCAUGCUUGUGUCAACUCUGAACGACGGCACCCGUGAAGCCCACACACACACACACACACACACACACACACACACACACCAUACAUACGCAUUGUUUUACCCCCACUAAGCUUCAUGUGACUCAUGAACUUGUGAGAACAAAGCUUCGUCUGAACACAUAGCACUGUGUAUGUCAACGCAUACACUCGCCCACUAUGUCUGAGCUGCGUGUGUUUACCAGCAUCAGACCUUCACAGCCAAAACCCCGAGUGUCCACAGUGAAUGUAUUUUUGGGAGUUUUCUAGCAGUGUUGACUGUGAUAAUUGUUUUCUUUGUUUCGAUGCUGAGGUUCUGUGUGAGAGAGCAGAAGAGAAGGCUUCCAUCCUUUUUUAUAGUCUAACCUGAACUUUAUGCAAAAGGAGUUAAAUCAAGUUAAAAAAAAAAAAAAGAGGUAACUCGUUUCGGCUUCAUCCCGUCAGGCGUCGCCACAGCGAAUGAUCGGCAUGGUUGAUUUGGCAGGUUUUUACGCCGGGUGCGCUUCCUGACACAACCCCUCUUUGAUCUGGGCGACAGUUGAGCAGAUCCCACCUACAAACACUGAGGACUUUAGACACAUUUCAGUAGAUGGUCCUUCUCUUGCAUAUUACUAUAUAUUUAUGUGCAUGUUGCUUUUAGUGCACUUUGUAAACAAUGUGUAUUUUUUCUAUACACAGAUUAUUUUUCAGAAAUAUAACCAAAGGGGAAACUUUGGUUAAAGUCAAUUGGCAAAGCUCCAACAAACUUCCAAAGCAGUGCUUUCACUCGUUUACACUUUGCUCAAGCACAAAACCAGUGAUUUAAGAUCAGCUCCUUCUGCACAGUUGUUGUCCAAAGCACUUGUUUGAGCAUGAACGCGUAGUUUAUUGACAUGUCAGUAAAGUACGUGGUUCACCUUCAUGCCCCGUUUCUAACUGCGAGGAUUUCCUACAUUAGUCCAGUAACAAUGGGAAGAAAUGAAUUGAAGUGAAUGCUAAAACAUAAUCCAUCCACUGUAGUGCAUUGGUUUAGUAGUGGAAACGAUGUCCUGUCACCAAAGUGAGACCUGGCAGCACAAGGUGAAUUUAUUAAGCAGAGCUCUAAAAACUAACAAGCUUCACUCCGAAGAGCGCGAGAGGGGAAACACUCGACGUAAAGACCAAAAGCAAACAAUUACGCCUAAAUGAAUUGUCCAGGCUUUGAAAUCUUAUUCAGUCAGUUUAUUCAUUGGCGAAAUCACACAGGUGCCUCUGUAAAUAUCAACAUUUACUACUUUUUACACUGAUAGCAUUAAUUAUGUUCCUAGUAUUUUUAUAUGUCACCACCACAAGUCAAUUGAAAAAAAAUUGUAUUUUUUCUACACUAUAGAUGUUUUUAAUAGAGCCUUGUUUGGAGGUAUAGGAAAUCUUUGUGUCCAGAUGUUGAACAUCAGAGUUUAGACACGUUCUUCUGGGUAAUUUUGGUCGUUGACCUGCAGCUUCACCGUUUUUCUUUCCCUGUUUACGAAAUUAACGGCCAAUUAAUUUCCGGUGCCUUCUGAGUUUGUCAUUCAACCUUUAAACUAUAACAGAUGAUCAUCACGUAACUCAGGUGUGAAGUAUAUUGCCAAGAUUUAAUUUGCUACAUUGUUAUUGAAGUUUCUUUUUUGUACAGAAAACGUCUAAACAGGUUUUUGCCAAAGAGAGAAGCUGCUGUGUGUAUUAAUACUCACAGGCCUGAUUUCUCUCAGAACCAUCACCUGAUUUAGAACCAAAGCUGAUUUAAAGCGUAUGUUCACUGUCUCAUGAGAAGCCUUUAGUUAUUUUUGUGGCUAAUGAGGCAGAAUGUCCCGUAACCGUGGUCAUCAGCUGUUCACAGAGUCAGUAGUAAUCAGAGUUUCUCUCAUUUACUUGCAGUAACAUCCUUUAGUGGCUGGAUGUCGUUGGGCAGUAGUGUGCUAGGAUGCGCUACCUGUCUGCUAACUUUGCUUUAACACUAACUUUAGCAGUUGGUUUUAGAUUUACCUUCAGUGAACCUGCCCUUGUUUGUUAUAGUUUCCUGUUUUUAGUUUUAUAAAUGCAUACAGUAAAUGCCACUUUGUUUCCUCAUGAACAUGACCAGAGUAAGUCUGCUGUGAUUAACAUCAUGUCUACUUUGUCUACCAAAGGAUCAUUUGGUACCGUGGUUGUGUUGUUUUCCUUAACGUGUCUUCACGAUCUAGACUGACGUCUUUGAAGUGUUUUAAAGGGGAACAAAGACAAGGAUGUUUUUGGCAAAUGUACGGUUGCUCUUCCUGCCAUGACGCGUCCAAAGCCAAAACAAAUCUUUCAUCACCUCUGUUUCACUUCCGCUGAAAGAAAGCAACGGUAACAAGAACUAUUGACGAUCAGUCCCAUCUUAGCUGACUUUUUUUUUUUUUUUUAUUUUAAACCAAGGGAGAAUGACUGUGCCUUUGCCAGAAAGCUGCUGUUGCUUUUCCCCUUUUUUUUAAAGUGCAGGUGUGAUGUGGUGCAGAACAUGUGUAGUGCAAUAUCUGAGAUGCCCACUGCCUCACCCCUUUAUGACGUACAGUAUGUAAGGAGCAAUCAUAGGCUUCCAGGUGAAUGAACUGUGUGAGAAUUCAGUGUUUGCACUGGCUCAUCGGCUGCACAACAAAUGCCAAAAACUCGCCACACAGGGAAUACCCACUGUUGUUCUGUUGGUUUCUGGUCUCAUUUCACCAUGGUUCACUCCAGUUGUCUCCAAUCGAGUUAAUCCCAAAGAUCCCUCGUACCUCAGGUUGCCUUCAGUCCCAGACGUCCACUCCAGCCGACACCCGUUGUCUCCCCGCGUACGUUUUAUUUGAAAAUGUCCAGUUGAUGAAUGUAAUGUGUUCUCAAUACUGUUCAUUCUGUUUAACUUAGCACUGUAAACAUUCCAGCUGAACCCAAUGUCCUCCUACCAGAAAACCACAACACCCUUCAGAUUUGCCCUGUUUUUGCAUCACCUUCAGUUAUAAGUAUCUAAAUUAUAUAUAAAUAUCAACUGUAUAUUUGACUUUUUUUUUUUUUAAAUAAACCUAACCAGAAAACACA